Talpa occidentalis (Iberian mole) is the source of this 435-nucleotide messenger RNA. RefSeq names its product ATP synthase F(0) complex subunit C2, mitochondrial-like. The coding region runs from base 13 to 435 and encodes 140 amino acids. The record is from RefSeq and is a predicted model, not a curated record. The transcript has a single exon. Gene Ontology annotation, biological process: proton motive force-driven ATP synthesis; proton transmembrane transport. Lineage: Eukaryota; Metazoa; Chordata; Mammalia; Eulipotyphla; Talpidae. Gene Ontology annotation, molecular function: proton transmembrane transporter activity.
UUACCCCUGAAAAUGGAUGCCUCCCCUGACUUGGUCAGGAGGACCUCUCAGCUGCUGAGAUCACCUCCUGUGGUGCUGAAACCACCAGAGAGCGUGACAAAUGAGAGCCUUGGCAACUUGGCAGCCAUGAGUCCACUGAACAUUGACUUAUUCCUAGAAAAUCCAUGUAUUUCGAGGCGAAGCUUCCAAACCAACACCAUUUCAAGGGACAUCAACACAGCAGCCAUAUUCAUAAGGACUGGGGCUGCCACAGUAGGGGUGGCUGGCUCUGGGGCUGGAAUUGGCUCUGUGUUUGUGAGCCUCAUCAUUGGUUAUGCCAGGAACCCUUCUCUGAAGCCACAGCUAUUCUCCUACACCACUCUAGGCUUUGCUCUCUCAGAGGCCAAGGGGCUCUCUUGCCUGAUAGUAGUUUUUCUCAUCCUUUUUGUCAUGUGA